AAAUGAGCCAGCCGGAGCCGUUGGAAAGUUCGAGUUCAGUAUCGACGGGUGUGAAACUCAGGCAACGAAUAUCUCUAUUUAACGGGUGCACGAUCAUUGUUGGUGUCAUCGUUGGUUCCGGAAUCUUCGUCAGUCCCAAGGGCGUGCUACAAGAGGCUGGAAGUGUUGGCAUAUCCCUGGUGGUGUGGGUAUUGUCUGGGAUAUUCUCAAUGCUGGGAGCAUUGUGCUACGCUGAACUCGGCACUGCCAUACCGAAAAGUGGAGGAGAUUAUGCUUAUAUUUUCGAGGUAAGCCAAUGUCAAUUUUCUUACUGCUUUCCUAUAUUACAGUUUGUUCCUAUCUUAGGGGACCGCUAG
Haemonchus placei is the source of this 356-nucleotide messenger RNA. The record is from the annotation of a GenBank genome assembly. Lineage: Eukaryota; Metazoa; Nematoda; Chromadorea; Rhabditida; Trichostrongylidae.